This is a messenger RNA of Macrosiphum euphorbiae (potato aphid), 170 nucleotides long. NCBI's taxonomy places the organism in Eukaryota, Metazoa, Arthropoda, Insecta, Hemiptera, Aphididae. The record is from the annotation of a GenBank genome assembly.
AGUUGGAAGUUGUGAUAAAAGAGAACGAAACAACAAAAAUAAAUGACAAGGGAACCAUGAGGCGCGCGAAUGAAAGAGAGAAGAGGCGAGGUCACAACGGAGUGAGUGCGAGAGAGAUGAACGUGCGUACCGCGCGGCGUAAAAGUGUCGGAAAGGGUUUGCCAACUUAA